AUGGCUUCGGCAUCGUCUGCGUCUGCGUCUUCGCUGCUUACGACAUACCCAGAUUACUACAACGACAAGAACAUUACCACGGCCGCAUGUCUAAUCAUCGGCGAUGAGGUUUUGAACAGUAAGACCUUCGAUACCAAUUCGGCCUUCUUCGCUCGAUUUUGCUGGGAUCUCGGCAUCGAUCUCCGCCGCGUUGAGAUCAUCCCUGACGUGGAGUCUGAGAUUAUCGAAGCUGUCACUCGGUUGAAUUCCCGUCAUGACUUUGUUAUUACGUCUGGCGGUAUCGGACCAACCCAUGACGAUAUCACAUACCCCUCCAUCGCCAAGGCCUUCAACAAAAAGCUGGUCCUCCACGACGAAACCGUCGAAAAGAUGAAGAAAUUGAACAAAAGGCCAAUCGACUGGAGUGUCGACAACGACGAAAAGAAAGCACGGCUACGAAUGGCUCAAUUUCCCGAAGGCGCACAAGUAAUCUUCCCCGUACCCGAAGAACUCUGGGUCCCUGUCGUCAAAAUGGAGAACGUUCACAUCCUCCCCGGCAUCCCCCGCCUCUUCACAACCCUACUCACCUCUCUCACGCCCCUCCUCUCCCCCCACAUCCCCUCCACUCAAAAACGCACCCGUCUCCUCGUCUCCACCUCCCUCCCCGAAUCCGCAAUCGCACCGUUCCUAACUCGUCUCUCCGAGCGCGUCGAGCCCCAAGGCAUCAAAAUCGGAUCGUACCCUAAAUGGCAGGGUGGAGUCAUGGUCAGUUUGAUUGGACGCGAGGCGCAGUUGACGGAGGAAUUGAUUGGGGAGGUGGAGAGGGAGGUGCAAGGAAGAAGGGCUGAUGUUGAGGCGGAGAUGAAAGGAGAGGAGGAAAGGAGGAAAGAGAUUAAUGAGGACUUGGGCAAAAGGGACAGUGCUUGA
This is a messenger RNA of Saitoella complicata NRRL Y-17804, 906 nucleotides long. Its product is annotated as Molybdopterin binding protein. The transcript has 2 exons. Lineage: Eukaryota; Fungi; Ascomycota; Saitoellomycetes; Saitoellales; Saitoellaceae. Bases 1 to 906 code for a protein of 301 amino acids. The record is from RefSeq and is a predicted model, not a curated record.